Purpureocillium takamizusanense is the source of this 880-nucleotide messenger RNA. RefSeq names its product 60S ribosomal protein L27B (gene RPL27B). Gene Ontology annotation, biological process: translation. The transcript is spliced from 3 exons. Gene Ontology annotation, molecular function: structural constituent of ribosome. Lineage: Eukaryota; Fungi; Ascomycota; Sordariomycetes; Hypocreales; Ophiocordycipitaceae. The record is from RefSeq and is a predicted model, not a curated record. Gene Ontology annotation, cellular component: ribosome; cytosolic large ribosomal subunit. Bases 66 to 473 code for a protein of 135 amino acids.
GGUUCUACGACGCCGAAAUCCUCCAACUAACCACAUACCCUCCGACCAUCCACAGGCAGGACAAGAUGAAGUUCCUCAAGGUCGGCCGAGUCGCCAUCAUCACCCGCGGCCGAUAUGCCGGCAAGAAGGUCGUCAUCAUCCAGCCCGUCGACAACGGCAACAAGCCUCACCCCUUCGGCCACGCCGUCGUCGCCGGCAUUGAGCGCUACCCCUCCAAGAUCACCCGCCGCAUGUCCAAGACGCGCCAGGAGAAGCGGUCCAAGAUCAAGCCCUUCAUCAAGGUCAUCAACUACAACCACCUGAUGCCCACCCGGUACACGCUCGAGCUCGAGGGCCUCAAGGGCACCAUCUCCGGCGACACCUUCAAGGAGGUCAGCCAGCGGGAGGACGCGAAGAAGACGGUCAAGAAGGUGCUGGAGGAGCGCUACACGAGCGGCAAGAACCGUUGGUUCUUCACCCCCCUGAAAUUUUAAAAGGAUCGUUUUCUCCAUCACGGUUAGGGAGUUGGCGGGAUGUAAAGAGCAUCGAAUGGCACUUGAGGAACCCCGGUUUAUGGGCUCAAUAUGAAGUCAUCAAAAGAACCCUUCACAUAUACUACUACACCUUGACGCUCUCCAUGUGAUGACGAAGCCAAGCAGAAAAAGGGAUAGAAAAGACUUGGCUCAUGUGAUUUGUGACAACAUGACCAUGGACCUUGCCGGUCAGCAUUUUGGCUGGGCUCGAUCAUGCAACCUGAGCCACUUUGAUACAAGUCAUAUCAGAAUAUAGGCCGGUAGGCUGUACGUCGACAGUAAUGGCAAAUAGACCUUGUUGUUGCAUGAUUUGAGCAUGAACAAAGAAAGAUCAAGGCAAGGGCAGCAGCAGCGCUGUUAAAGUUGAC